Messenger RNA from Caretta caretta (loggerhead turtle), 8089 nucleotides. It is a transcript of the gene TRAF7, whose product is annotated as TNF receptor associated factor 7. Gene Ontology annotation, cellular component: nucleolus. Gene Ontology annotation, biological process: Notch signaling pathway; ribosomal large subunit assembly. Gene Ontology annotation, molecular function: protein binding; zinc ion binding. Lineage: Eukaryota; Metazoa; Chordata; Testudines; Cheloniidae. The record is from RefSeq and is a predicted model, not a curated record.
GCGCAUUGUCUGAUUAUCCCUUUUGAGAGCGCUCUGCCAGGCAAGUCUCGAUCAGGGCAUGUGCAUUUCCUGGACAGGACAGUAGCACAGCUAGACCUGUCUGGUCUUUGCUCGGUUUACUGGAGACACAGAGUGGUGUGACAGGGAGCUGUGGGAGGGCAGGUGAGUAUCGCUUUGGCAGGCAGAGAGGUGGCGGUGCUCCCUGAUGGUCGAUAUCAGUCGGGAUUAGACCUCCGCGUUCGUGGCUGCCCCUGUCUGGUGCUCAGACCGCGAGGCCAUGUGUCUGUCAGGCUCUAGCAGUUUGUAGCUGGGGUGAGAUGUAUGCGUGGGACUCUUCAGACUGCAGCCUUAGCUUUGGAGGUGAUGGGCCUCAUUUUCAAAAGCAGGUGCCAGAGUUUUGCCCGCUGAAUGUCCAGGCAGACCAGCUGCAAAGCCCACAGGUCUACUUGUGCCCAUGCAGCAGCUCCCUGUGCGGGAACAUUCUGCCCCAAGUGUCACUUGUUACCCAGGGUGGAGAAGGGCUUGAAACAAAACUGUUUUUCGAAGGGUUUGGGGUCACAGUUGCGGCCUGCCGGUCUGAACCAGGCCCCUUUUCAGCAGCGCCAGCCGCCACAGUUAGAUAAGUAGCUACUUCCACAGAAUCUUUUCCUAUUUGCACCUCUAGAGGGGGCCCCUCACCAGAGAAUGAAAAUCUGGAACCAGAAUCCGAGCUAGACAGGCCGUGAUUGUGCCGAAGGGCUGUGCUUCAUAUUCACCCCAUCCACUGGAGCCAGUGGGUUUUACCCCAGCCACGGAUGACCCAGUGUGAAGUUCUUAAAGCAAAACGUUCCCGAGUCUCCAGAUAGCCUCGCAAAAGGAGACCUUUUUGUUUGUAUCUGGCUAACUGAUUCAUCACACACACAUCUCUGAGUAACUUCCCUCCUCAAGGAUCAGGUGUUAGCACAGGGUUUGAGAGCAGUGUGGUUACGGGGCAGUUAAAUCUAACUUAGACUGAGGGCUUUUUGAAACAAACAAAUAAAACACCCACCUUAGUCUGAGUAGAUUUUGUCAGACUUUGAUAAUGCUUAGUCCUGCCAUGAGUGCAGAGGACUGGGCUAGAUGACCUCUUGAGGUCCCUGCCAGUCCUGCGAUUUUAUGAUUCUUAAUUUCAAUGCACAUAGUUAUGGGAGGGAUGUAGGGCUUGAUCGUUUGCUGGUGCUGUUCCCCCAAAGUGUAAAGCACAUGCUUAACUUUGAGCAUGAGAGUAAUCCCUUACAGUUAAGCAUGUGCUUCAAUGUUGAGCUGGAUCAGGGCCAGACUGCUCAGCAAUUUGCAAGAUCAGGCCCCUAAACUUUCCCCUAAAUUGUUGUGUCAAGGGCUGUGAUGCUUUUGUGAAAACCUCCACACCCUCUUGUCAUUCAGUUAAAAAAAACACAUAAGAGAAUUGUUAUUAAUAUGAGGCCAGAUCCUCAUCUGGGUUAAAUCUGUAUAGCUCCAUUGGCUCCCUGGAUCUGGUCCAUUACGCCUGCUACACUGCCCUGCUCUUGAAUCCUAUGUUCCAAGCUUUGAUUUGACGCAUUCCUCUAACAUCUAGUGCUUUAAAACCCUAACAAUAUAGACAGAGGAAAAAGAUUCCAGCUGGGAUUUUCAGAGGAGACUAAGUUAGAGACCUAGGUCCCCUUGCAUGUAGGGCUCCAAACGCCAAUCGAAAACAAAACAGAUCUCGUGUAAGAGCUGUCCCCUCCAAAAUGUGCAACGCGUCUUCCCUACAGUGCUACACAUCAGUCAGCAAAAAUAGCAAUAAUCAUAACGAACACAGGAAGCCACCCAGUUGGUGAAGAGCUCUGGACAAGGAGAACUGCGAAGCCAUGACUGCCUGAAAUCCCAGACUGACUCUCGCUAACCCUUGGGAAAAGCUUCCGUUCCCUCCCCCAGAAGGUGCCAGAGUCUCGUCACCCAUCGCAGAGGCAGCUGCAGGCAAAUCCGAGCUCUCUUGGGAAUAGGAUACUUUUCUUUUAAUUGCUGGUAACGAAACUAAAAGUAGCCAAGUGCUGUCUUCAUGCGGGGCGAAAGCUGCUGGUUGCCCUACUGGGUGGUGACCAAAGGCUGUUCGGAAACCUACACAGCAUGGUCCUAUCCUUGUUGGGCCCUGUGGGAACGUACAAGGGUACAAGCUAUGGGCCCGGUUUUCAUUUACACGAUGGCUGCUCUAGCAGUGUGCGAAGUGUACCGUCUUCCCAGCACAGUGUGAAGUGGCCUUAGUGUAAAUGCUAAUGGCUAACACUGAGUAUGAGGAAACGCUUGACAAUGGUGGGCCUGUUUCUGCCCUUGGAUAUGGAUUCUCAGCUCCCACUCUAUUCGGUCGGGGUUGUGCCUGGGGGCGGAAUAAUGCCUGUGAAAUGCACUAGGUUGUUAAUUCUCCACCAAGGGAAGUUACGGAAGCCCCAUCGCUUGCGUUAUCUGAAGAUGGAAUGGACAGAAUUUUGAAGGAUCUGGUGUGAAACAACCCAGCCUUGGCGGAGGAGGGAGAGACUAAACAGCACCUCUGCUAACAGACCUCUUCCCUCUCAAAGCCCUGGGAGAACCAAUAUGUGCCAAAUCGUCACUGCUGGUCACCAAGCCCCUGGGCCAGGCAGUCCCUAAUGGUCAUUAGCUGGCUCAUUAAAGCCUUGCUCCAUGUAGAUCUGUGUCCAUGUGCAUCCAGGAGACAGACGUUCUCCUUGUGUGGCACGUGAAGCUCUUCUGUCGCCCUGGGCCCUGAGUUGUUUUAGUUUUAUUGCAAUAACGGCUCGAUGCUGCAUGGAGCCCGGCCCAUUGCGCUGUGUGCUGCUCACACAUGUAGUGAAAGACAUUUCUGCCCCAAGGCGCUUACAUCUGAAUAGCCAAGAGCAAGGGAGGAAGAGGAACCUGCCCGGCUGGGGCAGCAGGGAAUAAAGCCUAGGUCUCCUCUCUGUGGCAGCAUGCUGCCUCCAUGCUUUUGUAUCGGCAAAACGGAGGGCGAUAUUUACCUCGAGGGGGUCACCUCCCCAGACAUCCGAUUUUGCUCACUGUCGUUUUCCUUUCAAAAAUUCUAAGUUAACUCAUCGAUUCCUUGUCAUUUCCAUUUACACCACUGCUGAGCCGCCCGGAACCGAGCCCUGAAUCUUCCGCUACAAAAACUUCAUUUCCCUACCUAAUUACCCCAUGUGCCCUCCUUCCCCCAGUAAAUCCGUGCAGGUAUAUUCUAGCUACACCUAUCUAAAUCUCAGACACAUGCAGAGUAGCAUUGUUGACAGAACUGCCCCUUCUAGCGUGUGUUGUCUGACUACUGAGGUCAAGCUCCUGCAGUGACUUUCUUUGUUUAAUAACUUUUUAUUAUCUUCCCACCAGUAGCACAUUCAUGGCUGAGUGCAUAAAACUGAUUUAACCCAUUGGAACUACUCAGCGUUGGGUUUAUAUAUUUACCUAACAAUACAUUUGCCUACUCUAUUAAAAAGAACUCUAAGCUUUGGCUUUUAAGCAGAUGCAGUAAUGAUACAAACUCGAAUUCUCGUGUCAUUACGCUCUGGAGACGGUAAAAGCAGAAGACCAGUUGGUCCUACUUGCUCAUCUUCUUUGGUCCAGUUCAGACUUGGCCCCAUCCUGCAGUACGCGGUGGUGUGGCUUGGCCACUUUACUUCAAAAAUCCCAAAGCCUUUGGUUUUCCCUGCACUUCCCUUGGGGAGCCCAUUUUACAGCCUGCUACAUCUUGCUAGCAGAGAUGUUCCCUGAUUUUCUCCUACUUAUUUUCCAGUCGUGCACUCGUUAAGGCUCCUCUUAACCCAUUCCUGUCUGUCCUGGGUCCUGAGCCUGUAAACCCGGACGUGAAAAUGCUCGUUGGGGUUACUCAUGUGAGUAAGGGCUUGUAGCAUCAGCCUUUGGUGCAACCUCUGCUUGUCCCUUCUCAGUCAUUGUUGAGCCAAGCUAGGGAAGGGGCCUUGAGAGGUCAUCUAAUCCAGCCCCCUGUGCAGGGGCAGGACCAAGUAACCUAAAUCAUCCCUGACAAGUGUUUAUCCAGCCUAUUUUUAAAAACCUCUAGUGAUGGGGAUUCCACAACCUCCCUUGGAAGCCCAGAGCUUAACUACCCUGAAAGUUUAAAAGGUUUUCCUAAUAGCUUUCCUUGCUGCAAAUUAAGCCCGUUACUACCUGUCAGGGAGAGCAAUCGAUCAUUCUUUAUAACAGCCCUUACCAGAUUUGAAGACCAUUAUCAGGUCCUCCCUCAGUCGUCUUUUCUCAAAACUAAACAUUCCCAGUUAUUUUAAUUUUCCUCACAGAUCAGGUUUUCUAAACUUUUAGCAUUUUUGUUGCUCUCUUCUGGACUUUCUCCAAUUUGACCACAUCUUUCCUAAAUAGUGGUGUCCAGAACUGGACACAAUAUGCAGCUGGGGUCUCACCAGUGUGAAGUAGACUAGGACAAGUCUCUCCCAUGGCUUGCAUAUGACACUCCUGUUAAUACAUCCCAGAAUAAUAUUAGCCUUUUUCACAGCUGCAUCACAUAGUUGACUCAUGCAGUUUGUGAUCCACUAUAACCCCCAGAUCCUCUUCCACAGUUCUACUGCCUAACCAGUUAUUCCCCAUUUUGUUGUUGUGCGGUUGAUUUUUCCUUCCUAAGUGUAGUACUUUGCACUUGUCUUUAUUAAAUUUUAUCUUGUUACAAAUCAGAGAACUGGUCUGAAAUUAACACUCAUUUUGAAUUCUAAACCUGUUAUCCAAAGUGCUUGCAACCCCUCCCAGCUUGGUGUCAUCUGCAGAUUUUAUGAGCAUACUCUCCACUUCAUUAUCCAAGUCAUUAAUGAAAAUGUUGAAUAGUGACAGACCCCUGGGAGAACCACACUAGAUAGGUCCUUGCAGUCUGACAGCUAACCACUGAUAACUGCUCUUUGAGAACCGUCUUUCAACCCGUUGUGCACCCGCUUUAUAGUAAUUUCGCCUAGACCAGAUUUCCCUAGUUUGCAUGCAUAACACUUUCAGUCUUUUCUCCAUCAGUCCAUCCCUCCUGCUCCCUGCAGGUUUUUGUUACUCCUCUCCAAAGUCUUUCCAGUGUGUCAGUAUCACUCUUGCACCGAGAUGCCCAGCAAUGGAUGUACUAGAGGCUGUUCAUUCGCCCUCCCCCUUGCUAGGCUGAAGAGUUUCCUCCAUUGUUGCUUUAAGGCUGAAUUGGAAAUGCUAAGGGCCAUGCUGAUGGUUAAUAUUCCAGUGGCAACAUCCCCUGCAAAGCCAAUCCCAAAGAGCCCUGCAGCCAGAGCAACCUCCUUGAUUGGUGCAUGCAAAGCCCAGUUAGCUCUCCCCUCCCAAACAGGAAGCAACAAAGCCCGGCUGUUCUUGAAUUGAAUUGGAGGAAGUCUCCACACUUACGCAAAGCAAUUUGGCAGAAGCUAGAUAGCAGUGAAACAACAAGUGCUACUGCAGAGAUUAUAGAAACUGCAGAGCAUGGGAGCUGUCUCGGGGGCAGAUUUACUAAGCUUUCUGCAAAGGAUUCGUUCUUAGCUCCUGCUCUGCAGGGACACACACCUCCAAUCAGCACCCCACGCCGUUCUGACUCUGCCAUCUCCGUUCGCUCGUUACACUCUGAGUCCAACAUGUCCUUGCGCUCGACGUUCUCGCUCCACGAGGAAGAGGAGGAACCAGAGCCCUUGGUGUUUGCCGAACAGCCAUCAGUGAAACUCUGCUGCCAGUUGUGUUGUAGUGUGUUUAAAGAUCCAGUCAUCACAACCUGUGGGCACACAUUUUGCAGAAGAUGUGCCUUGACAUCUGAGAAGUGCCCAGUGGACAACGCCAAGCUGACGGUGGUUGUUAACAAUAUUGCUGUGGCCGAGCAGAUAGGGGAGUUGUUCAUUCACUGUAAAUAUGGCUGCCGGCCCGCCGCCAGCAGCAAGCCCGCUGCCUUCGAGGUGGACCCCCACGGAUGCCCCUUUACCAUUAAACUGAGCGCCCGGAAAGAUCACGAAAGCAGCUGUGAUUACAGACCAGUUCGCUGUCCCAAUAACCCCAGCUGCCCACCUCUCUUGAAAAUGAACCUGGAGGCGCAUCUCAAAGAGUGCGAACACAUAAAGUGCCCUCAUUCCAAAUACGGGUGUACGUUCAUAGGAAAUCAAGACACCUAUGAGACUCACUUGGAGAUGUGUAAGUUUGAGGGGCUGAAGGAGUUCCUGCAGCAGACAGACGACCGCUUCCAUGAGAUGCAGGUGGCAAUGGCUCAGAAGGACCAAGAAAUCGCCUUCCUGCGCUCAAUGCUGGGCAAGCUCUCAGAGAAGAUUGACCAGUUGGAGAAGAACCUGGAGCUCAAGUUUGAUGUGCUGGAUGAGAACCAAAGCAAGCUGAGCGAGGACCUGAUGGAGUUCCGCCGGGAUGCCUCCAUGCUAAACGAUGAACUGUCCCACAUCAACGCCCGCCUCAACAUGGGCAUCUUAGGAUCGUAUGAUCCUCAGCAGAUCUUCAAAUGCAAGGGGACCUUUGUCGGGCACCAAGGCCCUGUCUGGUGUCUGUGUGUUUACUCCAUAGGAGACUUGCUUUUCAGUGGCUCCUCAGACAAAACCAUUAAGGUGUGGGAUACCUGCACUACAUACAAGUGCCAAAAGACCUUGGAGGGCCACGAUGGAAUUGUCCUGGCUCUCUGCAUUCAGGGGAACAAGCUCUACAGCGGCUCUGCUGACUGCACCAUCAUUGUCUGGGAUAUUCAGACCUUGCAGAAGGUGAACACGAUCCGAGCACAUGACAAUCCUGUUUGCACUUUGGUCUCCUCACACAACAUGCUGUUCAGUGGCUCCCUUAAAGCCAUUAAGGUCUGGGACAUCGUGGGCACCGAACUCAAGCUGAAAAAGGAAUUGACAGGUCUCAAUCACUGGGUGCGAGCACUUGUGGCUUCUCAAAACUAUCUGUACAGUGGGUCUUACCAAACAAUCAAGAUCUGGGACAUCCGGAACCUGGAGUGUGUCCAUGUGCUGCAGACGUCAGGAGGCAGCGUGUACUCCAUCGCCGUGACCAACCAUCACAUUGUGUGCGGCACCUACGAGAACCUCAUCCAUGUCUGGGAUAUCGAGUCUAAGGAGCAGGUGCGCACGCUGACCGGGCACGUGGGGACGGUGUAUGCCCUGGCCGUCAUCUCCACACCGGACCAAACCAAAGUCUUCAGCGCGUCGUACGAUCGCUCUCUUAGGGUGUGGAGCAUGGACAACAUGAUUUGCACUCAGACGCUGCUGCGGCACCAGGGCAGUGUGACGGCGCUCGCGGUCUCCAGGGGCCGCCUCUUCUCUGGCGCUGUGGACAGCACUGUUAAGGUCUGGACGUGCUAACGGCACGGAUCCUGCACCCCGAGCUACCAAAAUCUCCUUCUCCUCUGCUGGCCUGUUGGAUGACCGACACCGCUCUGACAUAGCUGCUGCUGCCCCGCUGCUCACCAGCACCACCUGCUGCCUUCCAUCGGCCACAGAACUGCGCCCUCAGCAUUGCUAGUCCCUCCGACCUGCCGUCGCCCAGGGACGCCCCAGAAAUCAGCCAUGUCCCACGUAUUUAAUGGGAGAUCUGGCCUGCUGCCAGUGCCGGUGGGUCACUGCGGUUCUCUGCACUGCACACAGCACGGGGCAGGGGUUUGUGAGCAUAGUGUCACCACAGCAGAGCCUGACCCAGGCUGGCUGGGCCGUUCGGGCCAAGCACGGUGCAGUUGGCGUGGGAUGCCAGGCGGCAGUGGGACAGCACAACUCAGCUGGUCACAGCAGAGCCUGUCGAGGAAGCAAAGAACCAGGAGCGAGGUCGCUUUGCAAACAGGAGAACGGAGCUUCAGCCUUGCCCUCUGCUCGGGUUCGCACGGGCCCCUCCCUGUCUCUCUUGUAUUUAAUUGGACUGCCCAGACGAUAGUGAGCUGUUGUUUGGCCUUUGAAGAGGAAUCUUCCUUGUGUAGCCAGGUACGAUUUUUACACCACAAGCUAGUUCUCUGAUCAAGUAACACAAGCGCAUUGGUUCACCCUCCCUGUAAUUACAGUCUCCACAUUAAAGAGAAAAAGCCUCUGUUGCAUUUUUACUCACGUUUUCUACGGUUUUUAAGAUUGUAAUAUAAUUGGAUUAUUUCUUCAUUGACAAUAAAAGUGGAAAGUUG